UGUAGCCCACACAAGCGCUCCAGACAUCCACACUCGCACACGUUCCCCCUUCUCUACCUUGGUGGUUUUAGGAUGUAAACUCUCCUCACCUGGUGUUCAAAAAGCUCUGUGUGGGGUGAUGUUGAAUUCAGAAGGUAUGAAGACCCCCUUGAGCCCCACCCAGCUCAUAGAAAAUGGACAGCUGUGCUUCGCCAUCGCAGGCUGCAUGGAGGUAAAGGAGCCUAGCAUUAUCAACGCGGACAUGCAUCUCCAUCAGGAGAAGAAGAAGCUGCUCUACUCGCUUUGUGAAGUCUGCAACAUCCAGCUGCACUCCGCCACGCAGGCCCAGGUCCACUACAAUGGCAAAUCUCACCUCAAGAGGGUCAAACAAUUGAAUAAAGGAGAGCUGCCCACGGCAAGCGUCAGCUCGGCUUCCACUCCUCUACACUCUCUCAGCAGCAGUGGCAGUCAAGGAAGUUCCUGUCAUAGCAACACGCUCCCCGCGUUGGUUCGGACUCCUUCUCUAAUGAUGCAGUCCGGUCUGGACAUGAAGCCUUUCAUGACCUUCCCUGUGGAGAGCUCCUCUCCGGUCGGCCUGUUCCCUAAUUUCAAUACGAUGGACCCUGUCCAGAAAGCUGUAAUCAACCACACAUUUGGAGUCUCCAUUCCUCCCAAGAAAAAGCUAGUUAUUUCUUGCAACAUCUGUCAGCUUCGCUUUAAUUCAGAUAAGAAAGAAAUAUGCGUACAGGUUUGGAACAACAUGAGGAGCCAAGCCGAGGCGCACUACAAAGGCAGUAAACAUGCCAAGAAGCUCAAAGCACAGGAGUCCACGAAAAAUAAGCAGAAAAGUGCAGCCGCCCAGGACAGCGUCGCUAAGACAAUCACCACCACCAACACCACCACCACUUCCUCCUGCACUGCAGUCACUGCCAGCUGCUCUGACCAACCAGAGAAAAGUGCAGAGCCGUUGGCUGCUCACAAAGUCCCUGCCUCCCCGCAAGCCUUUGUGGCAGCUCCCGCUGCGCCCGCGGUGGCAUUAGUGCCCAGCCCAUGCAAGACGGCACCCGCGCAUGCCAGCCCACCCACCGAGCCGACAGGGCACGCGGCAGCCCUGAAGAACACCUCCAAACCAGCAGCGGUGCCAACGGCCCCGUCAGAGCCCAGCGUGGAGUCCGAGGACGAGAAAGCCAAGAAGCUCCUGUACUGUUCGCUGUGUAAAGUGGCUGUCAACUCCCUCUCACAGCUGGAGGCACACAACACAGGCUCAAAGCAUAAAACCAUGCUGGAGGCACGAAAUGGAGCUGGCCCCAUUAAAGCGUACCCCAGACCCGGGUCCAAACUCAAAGUUCAGGCCACACAGCUUAACAAAGGCUCGGGCUUACAGAACAAGACGUUUCAUUGUGAAAUCUGUGAUGUCCACGUCAACUCAGAAAUCCAGCUCAAACAGCAUAUUUCCAGCAGGCGGCACAAGGACAGAGUGGCUGGCAAACCCACCAAACCCAAAUACAGCCCGUACAACAAGCAGCAGCGCAGCUCCAGCUCUCUGGCAGCCAAACUCGCCCUGCAGAAUGACUUGGUGAAGCCCAUCUCACAGGCUUUCCUCCACACACCCUUCGCCCCCACCACCGUCCCGUCCAUCUCCCUCCACCCUCGUCCCAACACCUCCAUCUUUCAGACGGCCUCGCUUCCGGCCUCCUUUCUCCGCGCCGCUCCAGGACCGAUCCGACACACCGCGGGCUCCAUCCUAUUUGCGCCUUACUGAGACGUUUCUGGAACUAUGCCACACUACGUUCAGAUCUUGAAACAAUGGUGUGUUUAGUGAAACUUUAUCCUCAACUGUCCUCACCAUCGCAAAACCCAGGAAGGAUAUUCCGUCUUAGUGAGGACUUUUGCAUUUGAAAACACUUCAAAUAAAGUGUUGAACUGCUUCCUGAAAGACUUGAAUUAUCAUGGUCUUCCUUUUCAACUCAACCAACCCCGGACAAGCACAUGCCUGGAGGCG
This is a messenger RNA of Rhinichthys klamathensis goyatoka, 1981 nucleotides long. It is a transcript of the gene znf385b, whose product is annotated as zinc finger protein 385B. The record is from RefSeq and is a predicted model, not a curated record. Gene Ontology annotation, cellular component: nucleus. Lineage: Eukaryota; Metazoa; Chordata; Actinopteri; Cypriniformes; Leuciscidae. The coding region runs from base 119 to 1741 and encodes 540 amino acids. Gene Ontology annotation, molecular function: nucleic acid binding; zinc ion binding. The transcript is spliced from 10 exons.